Molecule: messenger RNA, 870 nt
Organism: Drosophila arizonae
Lineage: Eukaryota; Metazoa; Arthropoda; Insecta; Diptera; Drosophilidae
Product: chymotrypsin-2
Biological process (GO): proteolysis
Molecular function (GO): serine-type endopeptidase activity
Source: RefSeq, a predicted model, not a curated record
UAUAGCAUUUUUACAUUUCAGUCCGUCUUUGUAUGUCCUACGGAAAAGAUGAAAAUUCUUCACAUUUGCCUAAUAGUUCUGCUGGUGCAGCAGCAUCAGGAGCUGUCUAGAGCUAAGCGUCUGAUGGAUAUGGAUGCAACUGGAGCGUCUAUGGAAGAGCGCAUUGUGGGUGGCCAGACGGCAGAGGUCGGGUAUGCCAAGUAUCAGGUCUCCCUGCAGCCGGUGCUGGGCGCCCACAAUUGCGGCGGUGCCAUACUCAACGAGCGGUGGAUCAUUACGGCGGGCCACUGCGUCGUCAACUUUCCGCCCGAGUUUAUAGUUGUGGUCACGGGUACGAAUCGCUAUGCGGAGCCCGGCGGCGUCUACUACACGGAGGAGGUGCACGUGCACUGCAUGUACGACAAGCCCUACAUGCACAACGAUAUCGCUCUGGUGAAGGUUAGCGGGAAUAUAACCUUCAACGAGCUGACCCAGCCCAUUCCACUGCCCGUGGGGCCGCUGCGCGAAGGCGACGAGGUUGUGCUCACCGGCUGGGGGUCGAAGGUGCCGAAUGGCGAGUCCAAUCCGAAUCUGCAAAAGGUUUCCAUGAACUUUGUCAAGCUCGAGGAGUGCCUGGAAAUAUUCAAUCAGACGGACAAUAUGGGCGUGGGCCACAUGUGCACCUUCUCCAAGGAGGGCGAGGGUGGUUGCCACGGCGACUCGGGCGGGCCGCUCGUCUGCAAUGGCUACCUGGUGGGCGUGGUCAACUGGGGCAGACCCUGCGCCAAGGGCUUUCCGGAUGUGCAGGCCAAUGUCUACUACUACUUCGACUGGAUACGCAAUGUAAUCAGCGGCAAUGCCCGGUGCACUACAUAAGCUCGGCUUGAAAUA